AUGACGACACUCUUUCAUGACAUGGUGCACGAGGAAAUUGAGGUCUAUGUGGCCGACAUGAUUUCUAAGUUCAAGACUGAAGAGGAGCGUGUUGAGUAUUUAUUAAAGUUGUUUCAACGUCUGAGGAAGUACGAGCUCCGUAUGAACCCCAACAAAUCUACUUUCCGUGUCCGUUCAGGAAAGCUCCUAGGCUUCAUCGUCAAUCAACAAGGUAUUGAGGGCUUGAUAUUUGAUGGAGUUGUUAAUGCUUAUGGAAAUGGAAUCGGGGCAGUCAUUGUCACUCCUCACGGUUCUCAUAUUCCAUUUACCGUAAGAUUUACAUUCACUUGUACAAACAACAUGGAAGAGUAUGAAGCAUGCAUUAUGGGUCUUGAAGAGGCUAUCGACUUGAGAAUCAAAAUUAUGAAUGUAUAUAGAGAUUCAGUUUUGGUGAUUAAUCAAAUCAAAGGAGAAUGGGAAACCCGUCAGCCUGGUUUGAUUCCUUACAAAGAUUAUGUGAGGAGGUUAUCAACUUUCUUCAACCAAAUUGAAUUUCAUCAUAUACCUCGUGAGUAG
This is a messenger RNA of Lathyrus oleraceus (garden pea), 555 nucleotides long. RefSeq lists its product as uncharacterized. The record is from RefSeq and is a predicted model, not a curated record. NCBI's taxonomy places the organism in Eukaryota, Viridiplantae, Streptophyta, Magnoliopsida, Fabales, Fabaceae. Bases 1 to 555 code for a protein of 184 amino acids. The transcript is spliced from 2 exons. Gene Ontology annotation, molecular function: RNA-DNA hybrid ribonuclease activity; nucleic acid binding.